AAAAUUGUUUUCACUGUAUCCCCACAGAAAGUCGACAGACUCUGGAGACGACUCGACAUCUUGGAAAGGCCCGACCGAAAGCUAAGGCAUCCCAUCAGACUCCCAAAAGGGUCCACCAGACUCCUGAGACGGCUGAACUUAUUGCACACGAUGUCCAGCAGACUCAUGAGAUGCCAGAGACGAUGAAACAAAUUGCUGAGGUGACUCGAGAGUUCCCACCAACUGUGCAACAGAUUGCAGCUGAGGAGGGCCAACAAUUCCCCAAUGACAUAGAUCAAAUACUAUUUGAUAGAAAUGAUGUUCGGAUCAGCAACACCAAAGCAAUUGUUGAGGAACUGCUUGACAUUGCUCAAGACAUGCAGAUGCAAGGGAUUUCUGAGACAAACCAUCAAACUCCCGAAAGGGUCCACCAGACUCCUGAGACGGCUGAACUUAUUGCACACGAUGUCCAGCAGAUUCAUGAGAUGCCAGAGACGAUAAAACAAAUUGCUGAGGUGACUCGAGAGUUCCCACCAACUGUGCAACAGAUUGCAGCUGAGGAGGGCCAACAAUUCCCCAAUGACAUAGGUAAUUUAGGGACAGUUAUUUUCCGUUUCAAAAAAUUGCCUUUUCCGUUUCAGAAAAUCUUAAAUUCCGUUUUGGCAUGUCAGAAAAUGGAAAUUCCGUUUCCCUAUAGACUUUGUACACAUGGAAAAGUGACAAUUCUGUUUACCCAUCCAGCAGAAAUAACACAAGUUAAUGCUCGCGCUGGUCAAAAUUUGGAUCUGUCACUGUACCAACAACGUAGAAGAAUGCGCUCUAAUCGGAUCUAUGCGGGCACAAAAAAUAUUUUGACACAUAUAACUAACAUGAAUACAUCCUUACCUUUCACAUUUCUAGCAUUAUUUCACUCUUGAAUGAACUUUUAUAGAUAAUAUUUGGGGGUUUUGGACAUCGUUUUGAGCAGUCAAUGAUUUCAUUCUAUCCGCCAUUUUGGAUUUGAAGAUCGUGCUGUACAUUUUCAAAUGUAGAGGGCAGCAAAACACGACCUCCAUGUGAAUGUUUUUGAUACGGCCGAUCGACCGUACCAUGCCAGAGCGGCCGUGAAAGACCGGGGCGAGGGGUAAGAUCGAAUGUGAAGGAGUGAAGAGCAGUCACGAUGCGUUGAUUUUGUUGUGAUUGUGGUGAAGUGAGAUCGUGUUUUGUGAGGUUUUGUGGCCAUUUAAUAUUCGUAUUUUGUUGAGAUUUUGGAGUACUUUAUGUUGCUGUUCUAUCUAUUUUGAGGAAAAAUAUGUUUUCCGUGAUUUUCCGUUUGAAAUGCCACUUUCCGUUUCAAAAGGCCAUUUCCGUG
This is a messenger RNA of Lytechinus variegatus (green sea urchin), 1330 nucleotides long. RefSeq lists its product as uncharacterized. The record is from RefSeq and is a predicted model, not a curated record. The transcript is spliced from 2 exons. Bases 171 to 896 code for a protein of 241 amino acids. NCBI's taxonomy places the organism in Eukaryota, Metazoa, Echinodermata, Echinoidea, Temnopleuroida, Toxopneustidae.